Molecule: messenger RNA, 3642 nt
Organism: Acinonyx jubatus (cheetah)
Lineage: Eukaryota; Metazoa; Chordata; Mammalia; Carnivora; Felidae
Gene: APCDD1L
Product: APC down-regulated 1 like
Exons: 4
Coding region: 700-2187 (495 amino acids)
Biological process (GO): negative regulation of Wnt signaling pathway
Cellular component (GO): plasma membrane
Molecular function (GO): Wnt-protein binding
Source: RefSeq, a predicted model, not a curated record
GGUCGGCUCCACGCUGUUUGCCUGGAUGCUCUCUGGAGCGGGACGCGCUCGUUACAGAGAGAGGCUGCUGGGCACCCCAGGUUGGCCACUCGCACCGCGCUCCCGAGCUCUCUGGGCUCCAAGUUGACCGCAACUUUUCCAAGAGUAUCUGAAAGGCCUGAAUAGAAACAUCGGGGGUCCUGGGACCCAGCAGGGCAGAGAGGAGUCUCCCACCAACCCCCAUGCCCUUCCAGGGACCGGCCUGGCUAGGGGUGUGCUUUGGCGGGAGGACCGCACCGCUUGGGCUUGGCCGGGACAAGCCUUGCAGGGAGGCCUCCUUGCUCACCGCGAGGAGCUCGGGGGAGGCGAGGCCCAGGGGACGGAGGGGGGUCCGCUGGGGGGUCCGAAUGGCAGGAGGAGCAGCGCCGGAGGGCUGGGCGCGCUGCACUGCUGUGCGCGCAACGCCCGGGGCUGUCUCCACCUCUUCUGGCAAGUCGGACCUAUGAGUGCGCGGCUCGACUUACAGCUAUCAACAGCCCGGGCGGGUGAGCGCAGUGAACGCCGCCGAGGGGGGCUCGGGACCCUCGCGACUUCAGCGCAGGACCCCAGCUGUAACGCCAGCGCCCGCCUCCGCCCUCAGAGCCCCGCGCCCCGCGCCCCGAGCCUCCUCUCCACGCACUGCGGAGGCGCUCCGCGGGCCAGCCGGCCAGCCCCGACGGGAUGCCCACGGCCAUGCUCCCCUACGCUUGCGUCCUGGUGCUUUUGGGAGCCCACACGGCAGAGGCGACUGGGACGGGAGGGGACAGCCAUCUACACUGGGAGCCUCGCUGCCAACGGCCCCUGCCCAACAGAGCACCCGUCACGGCACUGCUGCCCCCACGCCUCGAUGGGCCCUGGGUCUCCACUGGCUGCGAGGUGCGCCCGGGACCCGAGUUCCUCACCCGUUCCUACACCUUCUACCCCAACCGUCUCUUCCGAGGCUACCAAUUCUACUACAGGGACCCCUUCUGCCGGGAGCCCGCCCACUCCUUGCUCAUCAAGGGCAAGGUCCGCCUGCGCCGGGCCUCCUGGGUCACCCGGGGUGCCACCGAGGCUGACUACCAGCUACACAAGGUGGGCAUCGUCUUUCACAGCCGCCGUGCGCUGCUCGACGUCACCAGGAGCCUCAACCAGACCUGGGCGGGCCAGGACUGUGCCCAGCGGCUGCCCCCGGCCCAGGCCUGGCUGCCCGGGGCACUGUACGAGCUGCUGAGCGCCCGGGCCAAGCGGGACUGCACGGAGGCACUGGGCUUCACCAUGCACGAGCUCAGCCUGGUCCGCACGCAGCGCCACGUGCAGCUGCAGCCCCGGGCCGGGCCCCGGCUGGUGGACGAGCUAUACCUGGGGGACGUCCACACCGACCCAGUGGAAAGGAGGCACUACCGGCCCACGGGCUACCAGCGCCCGCUUCAGAGCGCCCUGCACCACGCUCGCCCCUGCCCCGCGUGCAGCCUCAUCGCCGGCUCCAACGAGCACCACCCGCCCGUGCUGCCCCCCCAGGUGGCCCUGCCCCUGCACCUGGGCGGCCGCUGGGUCAGCCCCGGGUGCGAGGUGCGCCCCGCCGUGCUGUUCCUCACCAGGCUCUUCACCUUCCACGGGCACAACCGCUCCUGGGAAGGGUAUUACCACCAUUUCUCGGACCCCGCCUGCCGUCAGCCCACCUUCACCGUCUACGCAGCCGGCCGUUACACCAGGGGCACGCCGUCCAACAAGGUCCUCGGGGGCACCGAGCUGGCGUUUCAGGUCACGCGGGCCCGGGUGACUCCCAUGGACCAGGUCACCACGGCCAUGCUCAACUUCUCCGAGCCGAGCAGCUGCGGGGGCCCAGGGGCCUGGUCCUUGGGGACCGAGCGGGACGUCACAGCCACCAACGGGUGCCUGCCGCUGGGCAUCAGGCUCCCCCACGUGGAGUACGAGCUUUUCAAGAUGGAGCUAGACCCCCUCGGGCAAAGCCUGCUCUUCAUUGGACAAAGGCCCACGGACGGGUCGAGUCCCGACUCCCCGGAGAAGCGCCCCACGUCCUACCAGGCGCCCCUGGUGCUCUGUGACGGGGUGUCCGGGCCCCUGCUGCAGAAGCCCGACCUCAGGGGCGGGGGGCCAUGUCCCCGAGCGGCCCUUCUCCCCGCCCUGCCCCUUGCUCUAGGGCUGGCCCUCCUCCAGUGGCUAUGAAAUUAACGUGUGACCUGCAGGCCGCUCCUCUGGCCCCUCGCCGCCCCGGGGGACUCCCUCGGGGCACCGACCCCUCCAUCCAUCCGUGAGGAAGUGCCCAUCCCCCGCUCGGCUCUGUCUCCGCCGUGGAGAGCGACGCGGCCCCGCUGCCCCCUGGGGCGGGGGGGAGCUGAGCACCCGAAUCCAGGCGCACCUGCGAAGCCCAGGACAGCACGGCGGGCGAUUCGACCCGAGCGCUGACCACGAACCUGGGCGCGGCCGCGUCAACCGCCCCGCGUUUCUGAGCGCUCGCUCCGGGGUUUCCCGGGAGGGUGGAGGACAGCACCCCUUCUCCCACUCCGCCCGCGGCCUUUUGGGGGACCGGGAGCGACAGUCCGCACGGGGCCGGGGCUGCUCGGCCGGGCCCGCGGCUUGUCGUCUAAAGACGAUUAAUCCGAAUUUAGCGAGACAAACUCAAACCGCAGCCGUGAAUUAAAGAUGCUGCUUCGGGCUUUCGGGUACGUCGCCGCAGCUUUCUGGAGGAGGGCUGGUCUCCUUGGGGGCGCCUCGGCUAUCUUGCGCCUUGACUGCUGGCACUUGCCUGCACUUGCCCCUGCGUCUGCCAGCCGGGGCCUCGAGCCGGCCACACUGCGCAGCCCUCCGGGGCCAGCGCUCCCCGGGGCCCAGAAGAGCGCCUCCCGCGCCCGCACCAGGCUGGCUGCUGCGGGCAGGUCUUUGGAGGAACCCGGCGUUUCCAGCCCUUGGAGAGUAAUUAAUACUAAUGAUCGCGGUGACACCGGCCUGCUCUGUAAUUAGCCCCGCACAGGCGUCCUCUGUUCUCAAGGCUCCCUGUGCUUAAGUGACAAGGAGGGAGAGGAACCUCCGAGUGUGUUUUGGGGACCAUCCCAGGGAGAGGUCAGGGUCACCGGGCUCCGUGGCAACUUCUGGAGAAGGAGGCAGCCUGCUCGCCGUGUGAUGCCCUCCUCUGCUUGGGGGGGGGGGGGGGGGGCUGUCAUCAAGGUGGGGAGGACACAAGGCCCCUGCCUGUGUUCCCAGGGCCUCCUCUGUCUACUGCGAAAUUAACUAGCAUCCUGGUGGGCUCAAGGGUCUCCGGGACUCUGUGCCUGUGAUACGCCCCCUCCUUCCUCCCCCCCCCCCAUUCCUAUCUCUGGCUCUUAUCACAGAUCUUGAACAACAAUUGUCUGUGAGGCUAAUGAUGCUUUCAGAGCAAGCCCCUGUCUUCCGUGAGAUUGUGUGGGGUUCCAUCAGCCCGCUGAAAUUGCUCUGACUUAUCUACCCAUUCUUCUUCAACAACAACAACGGCAACAACAAAAAUGCAAAAGAGAAGAACCCCACCAAGUUAAUAUUCUCUGUAGGUCUCGCCAAGCUAGGAGAGUUCCUGGUGUAUUUACCGAAGUACAAAAAGUAAUUAAGAUUAUUUACGGUCUCAGACUGCCUCGGGGUGGGGGGGUGCGG